CGGAUUUAAAACCGCUCACCUGCAUUGCGGACGGGAGAGGAGGUUGCAUUUUUAUUUCUGGGGGAAAAAAAAUAAUAAAUUUAUCGAAAUUCAUCUUCACCGGGAGUCGACAAGCGCAUUCUGGGAGGUAUUCGGGGCAAUUAAUACAAGAAAAUGAAUGAAACAUCUUAUAAGCUGGCCGAACGUCUGGUCCCCACGACCUACCUUCACCAGGCGUCAGAGAGUCGAACUGCGCGGGAGAAGCUGAUCAGAAUUCUCAUGGAACAGCACAAGUGUCCUGAGGAAGGUUGGGAUGAUGCCACCAUCGAGCUGUUUUUGAAUGACCUGGCCCUCAUGGACAGCAAUAAUUUCCCCCAUAAUUGCGGAGUUGGGGAGCGUGAAGCAAGAAUAUAUUCUGGCUUGGUGUCAAAACGACACUAUCGUCUAGGUCAUGGUAUCGGGCGCUCAGGAGACAUUGCAGAGGUUCAGCCUAAAGCUGCAGGCUCAAGUCUCUUGAAUAAGCUUACAAAUUGUAUGGUGUUAGAUGUUAUCAGAGCUACAGGUGCAAGAAAGACAGCUGCUUGCUUGGUGGUUCCUCUUGCAACUGGCAUGAGUAUGGUGCUUUGUCUUUUGACCGUGAGGCAGCAACGACCAGGCGCAAAGUACGUCAUCUGGCCUCGUAUUGACCAGAAGUCCUGCUUUAAGGCCAUUAUCACAGCAGGUUUUGAACCCGUUGUCAUUGAGAAUUGUUUGGAUGGCGAUGAGUUGAGGACAGACGUAGCAGAGAUUGAUCGACAGAUUACAUCCCUGAAGCCUGAAUCCAUUGCUGCAGUAAUGACAACAACAAGUUGCUUUGCUCCUAGGGGGAUUGACAAGCUUGAAGAUGUUGCUCGGUUAUGUUCCAGAUAUGGGGUUCCUCACAUUAUAAAUAAUGCAUAUGGCGUCCAGUCAACCAAAUGCAUGCAUCAUAUUCAGGAAGCUGCAAGGGUAGGUCGUGUGGAUGCCUUUGUGCAGAGCACGGACAAGAACUUCAUGGUUCCAGUUGGGGGAGCUGUCAUUGCAGGAUUUGAUAGUGCUUUCAUCCAGCAAGUGGGCAAGAUGUACCCUGGACGAGCAUCAGGCAGCCCUGUGGUGGACCUGUUUAUCACAUUGCUCUCCAUGGGUAUUAGAGGUCACAAGAAAUUACUAGAAGAUAGAAAGGCACUGAAGAGUCUCCUAACUCAGCGAAUGGAGGGAGUAGCUGAGAAAUAUGGUCUUAGAGUUCUAAAUACCAAAAAUAAUCCUAUUUCCAUUGCUAUGACUCUGCCAGAAAAUAUGAACAUUCCACUAACUGAACUUGGAUCAAGAUUGUUCCUCCGAGGUGUGUCAGGAACAAGAGUCAUUAGAACAUCAGAUGACAAAAUGAUUGCUGGCUCGAGAUUUAUCGGUUGGGGCAGUCAUUCAAAAAGUUAUCCAUAUGCAUACCUGACUGCUGCUGCAAGUAUUGGCAUGACAGAAGAGGAUGUGGAUCUCUUUAUCCAACGUCUUGACAAGUGUCUGGAAAAGUUCACCGGCACAAAAAAUACAAAGGAGACGUACGGAUCGGAGAAUGACGUGACAAGAAGGGAUUCAAAAUCGUACACAAGAGGAAGCAAAGGAGAAAUCAAUGGCUAAGUGUGCAGAUGUUGAAAAUAAAGGAUGGAGAGGAAGAGAUAACCACAAUGGAAAUCAAGUAAAGGUAACUGUUAUCAGUAAUGUUCUCAUUUGAUAACCUACCAACAUGAGGUGGAGAUACUAAGCCAAUAAAUUUUUGCACUUUAUUUACCUUGUAUGAUUUCCAUUGUUACAUGAUGAAGAUAUUUUUUUAUACAUAUUGUUUCCAUGAUAUAGAUACCUAUUUAUUUUUUACACAUGUAUUGCUAUCUUGUGUAUGUAUGUUCACAUAAAUUAUGGGUUACAAUAUGA
Messenger RNA from Penaeus monodon (black tiger shrimp), 1923 nucleotides. Its product is annotated as O-phosphoseryl-tRNA(Sec) selenium transferase-like. Bases 154 to 1632 code for a protein of 492 amino acids. Gene Ontology annotation, molecular function: O-phosphoseryl-tRNA(Sec) selenium transferase activity; tRNA binding. The transcript has 12 exons. The record is from RefSeq and is a predicted model, not a curated record. NCBI's taxonomy places the organism in Eukaryota, Metazoa, Arthropoda, Malacostraca, Decapoda, Penaeidae. Gene Ontology annotation, biological process: conversion of seryl-tRNAsec to selenocys-tRNAsec; selenocysteine incorporation.